This is a messenger RNA of Plutella xylostella (diamondback moth), 3718 nucleotides long. The record is from RefSeq and is a predicted model, not a curated record. NCBI's taxonomy places the organism in Eukaryota, Metazoa, Arthropoda, Insecta, Lepidoptera, Plutellidae.
CAGGUCUUGGUUGUACCAUAGACAAAAUUGUGCUGUACUGAUCCAUUAAUCCGCACUAUGCCAGCGUGGUGGACUAGGCCUAAAACCCUUCCUUCAUUGAAAAUCCGUGCUCCAUCAGUGGGGACGUCGUUAUGAUGAGAUGAGGUUAGUUGUGCCUGAUAGAAGGAAAUUAACAGGUCGGCAGCAUUGGUCAUUGGAAAGUGCGUCAAUGAAUAUCUGCCUACCCCGCAAGGGAGGUAUACAGCAGGGGCGUGAGUGUGUAUGUGUCCGACACCUUUUAAUUGAAGAAACUGUAGUAAAAUAGUUAGUAACUCAAGCGUGCGCUCUUGAAUAGCAUUAAUUUGUACCUAGUCAGUAAUUGAUCUGUUAAAUGGUGCAUGAAAAUUUUGAUUUGGCACUUCAAGAGCGUCUACAUAAAGGUCAUAUUAGGUAUAUUAUGGAACAGUAUGCACACCAAUAUGUUCAAUUGUUUAAAGGAGAAAAUUUUACGCUGUGAAUUGCAUUAUCUGGAAAUUAUUAUUUUAAUAAUUAAUUAUUACUUAUUAUAAUGUACAAAAGCAUUCGUUAUGUAUUAAAGGUAUUUAUAUUUGCAGUAGGUAUCAAGUCGAAGGUUUCAAAGCCCAUUACAUUAAACUAAUAAAACUAGAGAAAAACUACCAAAUUCGCCCGCAAUUAUAAAUACGUACUUAAGUAAUUAAUUAAAUAAGGAUAGGUGUAAUAAUAAUGCUAUAUAUGAAAUAUAAUCGCCGUAUAAGAAGGUACAUAGACACGCGAUUAGUUUUCAGACGAGCAGUGCCAGAUUAGGCAGCGAUUAUACAACAUCCUGUACAUUGCAAUCAUGAAGUUCUUGUUCACAUUGCUUCUCCCAUGGCUGGUGGUGAGCACCGCAGUGGCUCGGAGGAUCCCCUCCCCUUAUGAGCGAUACGAGGGGGAUAAGGCUCAGGUGACCAGGUGGGGAUACCAACAACACCAUAACAACGGAGGCAGCUACAAGUACGAAAUGCAAACUAAAGUUGAAAGCCCUAAGGAGGAAAUGAAACCCAAAAAAGAAGAAAUGAUGUAUGAAGAACGCCCUAAGGAAGAAAGCAAACCUAAAAGUGAAGAAAUGGAGAAGAAAUCUGAAAUGAAACAUGUUGAGCCCAAGGAAGAAAACAAACCCAUAAGCGAAGGCUACUACAUGUACGAAGGUGAGAAGAAAUACGAGGGCAAACAUGAACAUGAAAGUCAUAAGUACGAAGAACCCAAAUACGAGCCAAUUUACCGGAAAGUUGAGGUAACAGGUCAUGAGGACAAAUACGAUGAGAAGAAAGAGAGCCACGGCCUUAAAUACGUGAAAUAUGAAAAAUAUGAGCCUCUGAUUCUUGGUCGGUUUGGACUUGGGUUCGACAAGCGUACAGCGUCUUCCACGGGGCUACAGCAGCCACUCACUGUUGACUACGAGCUGGUGGUAGUCGGGCGCGACUACUGGGGCCGUUGUCGCUCCGUCUACAAGGACCCAGCAGGAGAUUACAUUUUCUGUGUCCCAGUUAGACAGUGAAAAAGUAGGCGACAAGAUGAUUCCUUGAGGAACACCUGUUUAUAUUUUAUAUGAAUAUAAAGUGAUUGUGUUACUCCAGGUGGUUGUCUUCAGAUGCUCUGCUUUUACUUUUGAUUGCAUGAUGUUUAAAAUCGUGUUGUUUAUCUCUCUCUUUAAUAUAUUUUGUACUGCUGUUAUACCUAUUGUUUUUCUUUUGGAUGCCCAACGGAGUACAUAAUAGUUAUUAUAAACUAGGUAAUUGAAUACAACUUAACACCUAAUGAGUACACCGUUUAGUGGAUUUCCCCAACUUGAUCUGGCUGUUUGAGUAUCAAACAAGUUCAGUCGUUAGAGCAUACUAGUACCUAAGAGUUACUGUUUAUAAAAGAAUAUUAACCGUGAUACAUAGUUGUGUAUGCGUAGUAGUUUGUGCAAUGAAAUUAAGAAAAGUUGUAAGUUUUGUCCCUUUUUAAAACUAGGUUUACUAAAGUUGUUCCAAAUAUAAAGUUUAAGUUCAUAAAGCUUAAUUAUUUCAGGUAUUGGUAAUUAGUGUUUUAUUUUCAAUGGCGAUGGCUAACAAGCCACAUCGACGAUAUUUUGGCCUCCAUAAAGACCAACCACUUGAUGAAAUAAAUGAUCGUAUAUCAUUUCAAUAUGAAUCAACAAAGAAGCCUGAUACCAGCACAUCUAAUGUGAAUAUGGGAAGAAUAAUAUCGACGUUUCCUGAAGAUUUUCCAGAUCCAACUACUGAACCAAUAAGUACUACCACAACUGUUGCUAAUCUAUAUACUUCUACGUUGGCUGAUGCCACUACAAUUCCAGUUGGAGGAUUAAAACAUAAUAAACAAACUAAUAUUGAUCAGAUAAAUACAAUUCCUGUUGAAAGUACCGAAAAUUAUGCAAUCAUGAAGCCAAAAGACAUUGAAUACAAACCCUCAACCAUUCAAGAAACGACAAAAAACCAAAGCAAUAUUGAAUUAACGUCAAAAGGUGAGAACGUGAAAGAUUUAAUUGAUGAAGUUGCUAACAAUACAUCUGUGAAUAUUACGAAACCUGGUCUAAAUAGUAGGUUUGGAUACAAUACUGACUAUAUUCUAACACCUGUAGCAACUAUUCAAAAUAAUAAUCUAAAUGUUCCAGCUAAUAACUUUAUGCUCAAUACUAAUGGAGCAAACUAUAAUCAAAACAAUGGUGUUCUACUUACCAAUUUAGGACAAGGAAACCCUGAUGCGAUAAAAUUUCCUAGUGAUACACCAACUGAUAUAUCAAACAAUCCAUAUCCGGGUAAUCUUAACUCUGGGUAUGUAAACAGUCUACCUACAUCUCAAACCAAUGUGAUCAACAAUAAUCCAGGAUAUAACACUAAAAUUAACAAUGUACAGACUGUUCCAAUAUCUUUCGGAUCCAAUCAAAUUCAGGCAGUCCCAGUUAUGGGAUUUCUACAAAAUACUGGCAAUAAUAAUAAUCAAGGGUACACGAACAUUCAAAUGCCAAAUAACGGCUAUAACCAAAUCACUUUUCCUAAUAAUAAUGCUCAAAUAGUUAAUAAUGGUAUCUUCUAUCCAAAUAACAAUAAUAAUUAUGCUGCGACUAACUAUCCACAAAAUCAAAACUAUCAAUCAUUUGCACCUCCAGUAGUUAACAAUGGUCAAAGCAAUAGUGUUUCAAAUAAUGGUCAACUGUUUCAGCUAGUAAACGUGCCUAGUAAUAAUUUCAAUUCUCCUAACGUACAGUCAAACAAUUAUUACGUUCCCAACACACAAAACCAAUUUGUUAAUGGCCAACCAACAAACACGAUGCAACCUGGAUUUAAUAACAAUAUAGUAACGUUUAACAAUCAAAAUUAUCAACUGGUGCCAUUGCAGGGAGUUAGUGGUAAUGUGGCAAAUAAUCAAAUACCGAUUAUGAGCAAUCCUCAGAAUGUGAACUAUGUCGGGGCUGGACAGAGUCAGGUGCUUAUCCCCAAUAAUGGGCAGAGUCUAAAUAAUAACAACCAGAUGCUUCUUGUUAAUAACGGCUGAUGAUAUGCACAGUAGCCUUAUGUGUAUCGUACCUACUGAAAUUGGGAUGUUCCAACUUUUUUAAUGGGUUAAUACAGUAGAUAAUAAGUAUUCUAUAAAGGUCAGGGUAUCCCUGGAAGUAUGAAUCAAACGAAAUAAAGUAGUUCUGAUUCAGGGGAACUGAAUAACUUCUGUUCUACGA